UUUUCAAAACCUAACCUCUAGUCCGGUGGUCAUAGUGAUAAAGAUUUUUACAGUCUGCACAAGAUAUAGAAAAAUGUUCUACCUACUGUUUCUGAUGGUAUUGUCUAUUCCGUGCGAUGGGCAAAAUGCGGACACUGGGAACCAACCGCUAAUCAAUGCACAAAUCUAUUCCAGUAUGUUUGUGAGGCGACGUGAGGAGCACAAGACGUUGCUGGAUCACUUCCAACGCACAGAAAAAUAUGAUCGAAAGUUUAAAUUGUUAGAGAUCGGCAUCAAUCAAAUCCUUGCUAUCCUUCGUGAGAAUAGACCGAAAUUGGUUCAAGAGAACUACUCGACAUCAGGAUUUCCAAAAACCAGUAAUAUGAUUGAUGCUUUAACACUAGUCGUGGAAAAUACGUGUCUCAUUGGUGAUUUAAUACUUCACAUGCCUGAUUUGAGCGAUAAAAUCCUGUCGAAAGACAAUGAUUGGAAGGAAACGUUAAACUGGGCCGUACAAUUUACAGUAGGUGUUCACGACGUCGUUGACCCGAAAACGAGGAAAAUGUUAUCUCUCGUCGAUCAGGAGAUUAACGUUGAAAGGCGAACAAGUGAUUACAUUAACCCGUAUAGGGAAAUAGAGCAGCCAUCAGCUAAGAAACGAUCCAAAGAAAAGAAAAAAUUGAAGAAAGGACCGCAGUUGCGUUCUGCCGGUCGAACUGAACUAUAAAAUAAAAACGAAAUCGUUUCGCUUAAAAAA
Messenger RNA from Bradysia coprophila, 736 nucleotides. RefSeq names its product coiled-coil domain-containing protein 134-like. Lineage: Eukaryota; Metazoa; Arthropoda; Insecta; Diptera; Sciaridae. The record is from RefSeq and is a predicted model, not a curated record.